This is a messenger RNA of Phytomonas sp. Hart1, 1252 nucleotides long. Lineage: Eukaryota; Euglenozoa; Kinetoplastea; Trypanosomatida; Trypanosomatidae. The record is from the annotation of a GenBank genome assembly.
GCUCUUUUUCUCUUGUGUAGAUUCUGAUCUGAAGGUGUUUGUAAAUGUGGAUGUGGAAUAUUUCAUAGAUCCACACAUGAGCUCUGAUAAAAGUAACGAUCAAGAUGUUCAUGUGGGAUCUUUUUUCAUUGGCAAUUGCAAAUUUUCUGUUUACGAAGAGAUGUCCAAGCAAUUACAGAAGAUAGGCUGGAAACGUAUGAAAAAGUCACAACUCGCAACUUGCGACUUCAUUUUGGGUGAUCGCUUUACCAUUCCAUACCACCUUCUCCGUUGCGAAUUGCUUCCGCCCCAUUCAAUUUUCAACGGAACUCGCUGGAUCAACUACUUUCAAGGUUCUCACAAAAUUACUCUGAAAGCUUCUAUGACAGAGAUCCUUCGACAGGCUGAUUCUACACACACGGAGUGGCUGCCAAUAUCAUUUGUGUUGGGUGGAGACCCUGAGAAAGUAUGUGAUGAACGUGCACUAUUCGUGGAUAACGCAAUUAAUAACCCAUCUACUCUAUGGAUUAUUAAGCCAAGUAGUGGUGGCAAAGGUCAGGAUAUCCUUCUAGUCUCCGGCACCGAGGUAAUUAAAUUCGUUGAAACAUUGGAGUCUACUAGCAAGCGUCGGUAUGUUGCACAGAAGUAUGUGGAUAGUCCUUUACUGGUUUCACAUUAUCGCAAAUUCGAUAUAAGGGUCUGGGUUCUUCUGAUUAGUCCCAAUUAUACAAUAUAUGCUUUUUCUAAAGGUUGCUGCCGAACAGCGAGUAGUGCUUAUGAUCUGUCGGACGUUACUAACUUGAAGUCGCAUCUUACGAAUCAUUGUCUUCAGGAUGAACAUUUGAAUGACGGUGAAUAUGAAGAGAGCAAUGAGAUAUGUUUUGACAAGAUCGAAUCAUAUGCUAAGGAAAAAAUGGGUGUCGAAUCAUUACUAGGGUGCAUACUACCCCAAAUGACCAAUAUAAUUGUUCGUUCUCUUUUGACUGUGAAGGCGCAACUUGAAGUGCCCCCUAAUGACCCUUCUCGCUGUUUUCAACUCCUCGGAUACGAUUUUAUAGUUGAUACUAACUUUAGAGUUUGGCUACUAGAAAUUAAUGGAUCACCUGGAGUAGCGGUGCGAUAUCUUGAGGAAUUGGUGCAAAAAAUGCAAGAGGUGCUGAUCAGCUCUAAGCUGGCAGCAAGUCCUGACCCUUCUAUCUGGGAUGUCAACAAGACUGAAUUUGUUGAGCUUUGGUGUGAAGGUCACCCACUUCCACAGGGAUUGUUACUUUGA